UGGUUGGCAACAAUGUGACAAGCAGUGACUGGUUGUAGGUUAGUGUUAGUAACAUUUGGAAUAUUUGUAUUUGCUGCAUUUGUAAACAUGCUUGGAUCGUGACUCUAGUCCUCUAGUGAGCUCUAGUUGAUGUUUGUGUAUCUGGUAAAUAAUAUUUAAGUGCUAAAAUGACUUCGUCGAGAUCAGAAUUUCCAUUGGAAGCUGUGAAUGUGAAUGGACCAAAUUAUCUAAAACAGGCAUUGCUGAAUUGCACAGAUCCUCUAAAAGCUAUUGAACAAUUUCAGUUUACGAAUGGAAUAUUAUUGCCAUCACUUCGGCCAAUGUUGCCUUUACUGGACUUGCAUGGAAUGCGACGGUUGGACUUCCAUACAUCAGUUGUUGAGGAACUUAGAGAGAAAUUAAUUAGUCAUAUAAAUGAAAUUGGCUUGAAACAAGGACCAGAAAGGGAUAAGAAAUUACAAGAAUUACUGGUGAAGAGCUUUCCUGUUGUUAAAGUGAAGUCACUAAGACCCAUAGUUAUGUGCAUUUUAAGAAAUAUUCCCACAAUAGAUGAUAAAUAUCUGAAAGUUUUGGUUAGAGACAGAGAACUGUAUGAGGAUACUAACACUGAGGUUAAAAGACAAAUUUGGAAAGAUAACCAGUCACUUUUUGGCGAUGAAGUUUCCCCAUUAUUAAGUCAAUAUAUUACUGAAAAAGAGAAUGUACUCUUUGACCAUCAAAAUAGUACAACCCAUUUUUUUGGUCCAUCACCUAAAGUGCGUCGGCAAGGAGAGGUAGUGCAAAAAUUAGCUCAUAUGAUAGGAACUAGUGUUAAAUUAUAUGACAUGGUUCUUCAAUUUCUGAGAACUUUAUUUUUACGUACAAGGAAUGUUCAUUAUUGCACAUUGCGAGCAGAAUUGUUAAUGGCUCUACAUGAUUUAGAAGUACAAGAUAUAAUAUCGGUGGAUCCAUGCCACAAGUUUACUUGGUGUUUAGAUGCUUGCAUUCGCGAAAAAAACGUUGAUAUUAAAAGAUCUAGAGAGUUGCAGGGAUUUUUGGAUAAUGUAAAAAGAGGGCAAGAGCAAGUGCUUGGUGAUUUAUCGAUCACGCUCUGUGAUCCGUAUGCUAUAAAUUUUUUAGCAACUUCUGCAAUUAAAAUUGUACAGCACUUGAUUAAUAAUGAAGGGAUGCCCAGAGAUAAUCCCAUUUUGAUUUUGCUUUUGAGAAUGUUGGCUCUAGGCUUAAGCGCAUGGGUAAUGAUUGAUUCACAAGACUUCAAGGAACCAAAAUUGGAUAGUCAAGUGGUCACAAAGUUUAUACCCGCUUUAAUGUCGUUAGUGGUAGAUGAUCAAAUAAGACAGUUAUCAACCAAACUGCCACAUGACGAAAGGGAAGCUGCAAUUACAUUAAUUGAGCAUUCUGGAUCUUUGCCUGAUGCAGUUGAAGCGUACAUUCAAGAGAGUCCAGUUGCUAGUAUUUUAGCCAUGUAUUAUACGCUUCAUGUGACCAGACACAAAGAUAGAAGUGGAUUAUUAAGAGUUCUUACAGUUCUAGGAAAUUGUAAAGAUGAUAGAGCUUAUGAAGACCCGUUUUUACAUUCUUUGGUGGCUUUGUUGAUGCAUAUUCCCGACGAGUUUGCGACACCAGAUUUCUGCACAGGAUUAUUUGACGAGUUUUUCUUCGCUGGUUUAACCAAAGAUAACGUGACUAGACACCUAUUAAAAUUACUUUGGUACGUGCAUCACAAGUUACCUCCAAAUCGUCUACAUACUUUGAUCAAAGCACUGCAACCUACUCAUCAACAUGGCGAGAAAGUACAUGCCUUGUAUCAAGCUUUGCAGGAAAAAAUCAAUACACAGCAGGAACCUAUAGUUACACAAGAAAUGGACAUCGAUGUUAAUUCACCUUUAAUGAGUGUCCCAACGCCAGCACCAUUUCACCAAACAAUUUAACAAGGGAGAUGCUUUCUUCAGUUGGAUUUUUUUUUAUUGUAAAUACAUAAUUUAUUUAGUAUGUGCACAAA
Molecule: messenger RNA, 2002 nt
Organism: Nicrophorus vespilloides
Lineage: Eukaryota; Metazoa; Arthropoda; Insecta; Coleoptera; Silphidae
Gene: NELF-B
Product: negative elongation factor B
Exons: 5
Coding region: 168-1931 (587 amino acids)
Biological process (GO): negative regulation of transcription elongation by RNA polymerase II
Cellular component (GO): nucleus; NELF complex
Source: RefSeq, a predicted model, not a curated record